AUGAACCAAGCAAAGAAGAAAGUUGCAGUUCUUGGUUUACCACAUGGGUGGAUCCGUGAAGAAUGUGUUCGACAAAAUGGGUUGUCCCGCGGAAAAUGUGAUGUGUAUUACAUCAGCCCUACUGGAAAGAAAGUUCGAAGCAAACCAGAGCUAAUCAGGGUGCUUGGAAGUUCGGUUGAUCUUACCUGUUUUGAUUAUCGGCUCGGACGAUUUAUGUCAGAAAAAGUUAAAUCAAGUCGGCGACAAAAACAAUAUGAUAAAAGCGGGCGGUUAGAUUUAGACACUUCCCUACCUGCACGUCAAACUGCAUCCAUCUUCAAACAAUCUGUGACCAAAGUAUGCAACCAUAAAGUUAACCCAAUGAAGAGUGAGCAGGCCCGUGGAAACUCUAAAGCUCCGCAGCAAUUAUUCAAAGAAAAAAGAUUAACCGGUCUUAGUGCUUCAGAUAUCGCAGAAACUGUCAUUGAAACAUUGGAGCUACCAAAAGCCCUGCAAGCUAUAGGGCCGUGCCCAACAGCAGAAGAACUGCUAAGAAGAAUUGCGAUCCAACUACAUGAUGGCAACCAUACAAUAGUUGGGCAGAAUUCAACAUCUGUGUUGAAGGACCCAUGUGUGCUAUUAAACACCCAACAGCCACUGUGUAAAUCCUUCAUGGUGACGGAAGAAGACAUAAGAAAGCAGGAGAAUCGGGUUAUUGUGGCGCGUGAACGACUUGAGCAAGCACUGAAGCGAGAUGAUGAGUUACAGCGCCAAGAACUAUUGCUUCUUGCAUAA
Messenger RNA from Ciona intestinalis (vase tunicate), 774 nucleotides. Its product is annotated as methyl-CpG-binding domain protein 2. Gene Ontology annotation, biological process: negative regulation of transcription by RNA polymerase II; DNA methylation-dependent constitutive heterochromatin formation. Gene Ontology annotation, cellular component: nucleus. Lineage: Eukaryota; Metazoa; Chordata; Ascidiacea; Phlebobranchia; Cionidae. Gene Ontology annotation, molecular function: methyl-CpG binding. The record is from RefSeq and is a predicted model, not a curated record.